AUGCCGCUGAGCAAGCUGGCCUGGAUGGCGCAGGAGGCGACCGAGCCCGCGCAAAAGAAGCAGCUGACGGAGGCGCUGGAAGAGCUCGUGGUUGCGUUGGCCAAGCUGGCGCUGACAGACGAGGCGGAGCUGCGAAGCUUGAUCGGCGCGGUGCACGACACGUGGCUCGCCCCGAUCAGCGCGCCCAUCGUGGAGAAGGCCUUGGAGGAGAAUCAGGCGUUCAACAGCGAGGCCCAGACGCAGAGGGAGCUCGAGAAGGAGGCCCAGAGGGCGGGCAAGCCGUUCGACAAGGUCUCGAUGUGCGCGCCGUUUCUGAAAGUCUUCUCCGCGCUUAUUUUCGGGGCCUGUCAGCCGCUGAACGAGGGGGGGAAGGAGCCGCCGAAGGAGGCGGCGGCGUGCAUGAAGCUGUGGGAGACGGUGGUGGCCCCGUGCAAGGACCCCAACGAGCUGCACAAGUACGCCCGCUUCUGCAAGGCGAAGCGCGUCAAGACGAAGAACAAGAACAACCAGGAGCAUGCCAAGGUGCAGUUCUUGCUGGACGGCACCGCGGAGGUGGCGAGCCAGGUCUUGAGCAGCCUGCGGGCCGUCCUUCAGGCGCAGGGGGGCACGAAGACCAUAGGCGGGGCUCCCAGGGGCGUCCUGGUGCGCGAGGCUCAGAGGCUCCUCGACACGAUCAAGUAG
Molecule: messenger RNA, 681 nt
Organism: Prorocentrum cordatum
Lineage: Eukaryota; Dinophyceae; Prorocentrales; Prorocentraceae
Source: the annotation of a GenBank genome assembly